Molecule: messenger RNA, 2320 nt
Organism: Linum trigynum
Lineage: Eukaryota; Viridiplantae; Streptophyta; Magnoliopsida; Malpighiales; Linaceae
Source: the annotation of a GenBank genome assembly
UAUUAACUUCAGCCUCUUCUGUUCAUAUUAUUUUGCCUCAUCUGUCUGCUCGGCAGCUCGGAAUAACAGGCUCAAAUGGUGGCAUCGACUAAAUCCAUGAGAUGCUAUGCGAAUACAGCAAGUAGUGGUGGGGGUGAUAUGGUGGUGAGAUCCCGGUUUUCACAUUUUGUUCAGUCUCAUUUUUCGGUACGUAACAUUUUGUCUAUCUUCUUCAUGGUUAUGUUGGAUUUUGGUAUACAUGCCAUGGAGCCUAAUUUUCUACUUCAAUUCUAGGGUGUGUCAGAGCAGUUGGCUGAUGUACUUAUUCGGGUGUUCAUAUCUGAAGUGAUUAUCAAGGUAAAUCUACUUGCGCUCUUUUUUCGGUAGCUCUUUGGUUGUCUCCUUCCUUCAAGUUUUAUUCAUUUGUGGGGGGUUUUGCGUCAGCAGCAUCUGAUUGUUGUAGAGCUACUCUGUAGCAUCAGUAGCGAAGGAUGCGUGGUGCUGGUCAAAUGAGCUUUACCUUGGUGAAUUUGAACAACUGAGGUCAUGCAACCUGUACCCAGCGUCGAAGUUGAUCAACAACCAAUCCGGCCAAGAUUGAUGGCGGAGUGGAAACCCAACUUCACUAAUUCCAAAUUACAAUUCGAGGGUCAACCAAACAACUCGGAGACUUCGCAGCAGGUCUAUCUGACAACAUGGCUUUGCAAGGUGAAUGUGGACAGCCCAGGGUGGAUGAAAUUUUUACCAUAGUCGGAGAAGAGAUGCACGUCAAACGUUGAUCAGCCAGAAUGAAGCUUUUGCUUGGCAGAUGAGAACAAGUGGUAGGGGAGAGAAUCUCUGUAUAUCUCAUUCUUAAGUUUUAUCCGCCUGCAGUUUGCUACUUAAAACUGAGGCUUUGCAGAUUAUAUACAUUUGGCAUUGCAGGCCUUGUACAAACGAUCCAACAAGCGAACAAAACAUUCAUUAGCUCCACUUGUCCGAUGGUGAAGCAAGCAACACUGACACCAACUUGAGCAAGACCGUAUAAACAAGGGAGAAGGGGAAAAAGAACACAACAGUAAUCUGCAGCCGAUCAGUGAGACUGAGAUUAUGAGUCCCCUACAGUUUCCAUCAGCUGUUACAGCACAUGAUCACAGUAGCCUUAAACGACAUGUAACAGCCGAAAUGACAAGAAUUCACUACCACCCAUCAGAACCGAACCCAUGGUAAUGAUACGCAAAUACUAACAAGCACAUUAUUAAUAUCUCAAGACUUGAGCAGACUAACUUAGCCAGCAAAAUCCAGCAAUUUCUUCUCUACAUUCACAGGGAAGAGAAAGAACCCUUUUGACAUGAAGCUUUUAAAGCGCUUCACUAUGCUACUUGCUAGAUGUAGCGUCUGGAUCAUCUCUAUUAUCUUCUUCUCCGCACUAGGCUAAAAGCCAAACUGUCAAACUACACAUCCCAACAGUCCGCCAAAAUAUGAAGGCGAACCACAGUUCCCUAUUAUACAGAUCAGAGUGACAUGAACAGCCUAGAUUAAUUAGUACAAAUCUAACAGCCUCCAUCUCUUAUGAGGAGACAAUCUACUAUCUGCUUCCUACAUUCCCAACCAUGUUCUAUGUCACAGAAUGCUAUGAGUUGCAGUCAGAGAAGAAGAGAAGAGGCAAGAGAAGAAAACUAAUAAAUUAAAUAAAUAAAUAAAUAUCAAAGUGAAAGACAUUGUACCCUGUCAGGGAUAUUCCUAGGGAAGGGAAGCGCAGUAACAUAUCUUUGAAGAAAAGCCUUCUGUGCAUUAGAAGCGCUACCCGAGGAUGAAGUGUCUACUAAUCCACCUGCUGUUUGACCUGGACCAUGGAACUUAGCAAACCGAUUGAUGACAGAGAACUUCUCUAAAUCUUCACAUUCUACUCUCAAGUCUAACACAGACAUGCUCCUAUCCAAUCUGUUGCCACAAUAACGAAAACCAUAAGAUGUCAGGCAUAAACGCUCGGUCUCACCCACACUGCACCACUCCACCAGCACAGAAAUGGAGAACUGGGAACCUCAAGACAACUGGAGGAAUGACAGCAAUGUAGUCAAAAUCGGGCUUUAAAACUUCAAAACUUACGAUUUUACGUUUCUAGGUCACUAAAAUGCUUCUACACAAAAUCUCAGUUUCUAUAACUUAUGUAGUUAAAAACUCCGCUUUAAAACUUAAAAACUUACGAUUUUACGCUUCUAGAUCACCAAAACGUUUCUACGUAGAAACUCGCUUUUGACUACAUUAUUGACAGCAAGUAAGACCUAAGAUGCAAGGAUGGCCAUGGAAAACAGCCCGAAAUUGCUGACACUAAAAUGACUAAUAAAUUCAAAAUCUGAUA